Messenger RNA from Haliotis rubra (blacklip abalone), 2423 nucleotides. RefSeq lists its product as uncharacterized. The transcript is spliced from 10 exons. The coding region runs from base 167 to 2152 and encodes 661 amino acids. Lineage: Eukaryota; Metazoa; Mollusca; Gastropoda; Lepetellida; Haliotidae. The record is from RefSeq and is a predicted model, not a curated record.
GGAUGGAUAGUUAGUACUAAUGAGAGAAAUAAAAUAUUGCUUUGAAGAGAAGUGUGGCGUGACAGUGUGCCUGUAAAGCCGGAAAUAAUCCCCGUCAACGGUUUUACCCGAGUGUAGAAAACGGGAAAUGUUUUGACGCCACAACCCCUGGUGUGUGCCACCAACCAUGAGGCCCAUGAGGGUGUCAACAACACUACUGGUACUAAUGGUGUCCUAUUGUUCUGGUUCCAUCGUUUGUGAAAAGGUUAAUCUCGCAGACCUGAAAGGACAAACAAACAACCUUUGUUACAAUGAAAGAAGUAAACAGAUCAUGUGUCCUAGAAAUCAAACACUUUUGAUACAAGCGCUGUUGCAAAGAGUACACUCACCUGACGAAGAGGACCCCAGUUCCUGUAGAGAAUCAGCCCGUGAUAACUAUUAUGACAUUGGGAAAUGCCUAUUGAACACUACGGAUGUGCAGGAGAAGACGGCCUACGAGGCAGCGAUGAGGGAGGUUCUGGAGGAGUGUAGUCAGAAGAGGUACUGCAUCCUGGAGAGUGACAAGACGUCCUCUAUCCAUGGACUCAAGGACCUUCCAGUCGGAGAGGGGAACAGACACCCGUCACACCUGGUGGUAAUGAAUCAGUGUGUUAAAGAACAAGUCGCCAGCGUCGUAUUGUGCGACAGUGAGACACAGACAGAGAACGAGGUCUACAUCAGCAGCAACCCACUGAGGAUGUCAGCUCUGGGAACAAGCACCUGUACCUGUACAGUCAGUGGAGCAGCGAGCCAGGUCACCCUACUGGACAUGAGACUGGGCAACAGCAACCGGACCAGACUGACCAUCAGGGACAGGACACGGUCAGUGUACACAGCCCACGGUGGUCAGCAGACACUCCACUUCAUGGAGGACAUAAGGAUGAGGCAGUCGGAGUGGAGUCUACACAUGGAUGUUGUCCCAGACCAUCUCCCUGACAAGAUAUGGAUGAGAGUGAAAGGCUCCAUCGUUUGUGAAAAGGUUAAUCUCGCAGACCUGAAAGGAAAAACAAACAACCUUUGUUACAAUGAAGAAAGUAAACAGAUCAAGUGUCCUAGAAAUCAGAGACUUUUGAUACAGGCGCUGUUGCAAAGAGUACACUCACCUGAGGAAGAGGACCCCAGUUCCUGUAGCAAAUCCUUCAGUGAUAACUUUUAUGACAUUGGAAGAUGCCUAUUAAACACUUCGGAUGUGCAGGAGAAGACGGCCUAUGAGGCAGCGAUAAGGGAGGUUCUGGAGGAGUGUAGUCAGAAGAGGUACUGCAUCCUGGAGAGUGACAAGACGUCCUCUAUCCAUGGUCUCAAGGACCUUCCAGUCGGAGAGGAGAACAGACACCCGUCACACCUGGUGGUAAUGAAUCAGUGUGUUAAAGAACAAGUCGCCAGCGUCGUAUUGUGUGACAGUGAGACACAGACAGACAACGAGGUCUACAUCAGCAGCAACCUACUGAGGAUGUCAGCUCUAGGAACAAGCACCUGCACCUGUACAGUCAGUGGAGCAGCGAGCCAGGUCACCCUACUGGACGUGAGACUGGGCAACAGCAACCGGACCAGACUGACCAUCUGGGACAGGACACGGUCAGUGUACACAGCCCACGGUGGUCAGCAAACACUCCACUUCAUGGAGCAGAUUAAGAUGAGGCAGUCAGAGUGGAGUCUACAAGUGGAUGUUGUCCAAGACCAUCUCCCUGACAAGAUAUGGAUGAGAGUGCAAGGAAACAACAACAGUACUAAAGUCACAGUCACAUGUGAGGAUCCAAGUGCAGCGAAACAGCUGCAGGCCCCAGAUCAGCUGGAAACAGACUUGAAAAUUAUAUUCCUUGUUGUUGGCUUUGUGCUGGUGGCUCCGUGUUGGGAUUAUCUCAAUAUUUUGUAUGAAAAGGAAACGAGGAAGUCCACUCUCUGUUUCCACCUUCCCCACGGUUUACCCCUUGAAGGAAUGACGCCGUUGAGCCAAUCUAUUCCUUACCCCAUCAACAUCGUGGAGACGGCACCCUCCUCGCCAGCUUCCUCAACCAAGAGCCAGGGGACCAGGGCCAGCUGCAGGAAGGAUCCUGACAACCCCAUGUCACUGUCAAACCUAACCAUCGACCACCAGAACAAGCCUCGCCAACACGGGAACAUUGAACUAAGAUAGCAACAACCCCAUGUCACUGCCAAACCCAACCAUCGACCAGAACAAGCUUCCAGCCAACACAGACCCAGGGAACAUUGAACUAAGAUAGCAACAACUACGAUAUCUUAAAACAGAUAAGGUAUUUAGAAAUGAAUGCCCAGGAAGUGAAAAUGUAUAACCGAUUUGUUUAUCCGCUGGCAGCAUAUUCCACAUGGACUGUCUGGGUCCCUUUAUGUAUCAAUAUUGGAAAUGAGCACAAAUUACCAUCUUUCGUGAUUGGCAGGUGGUAUCA